Messenger RNA from Rattus rattus (black rat), 4008 nucleotides. RefSeq names its product RecQ mediated genome instability 1 (gene Rmi1). Gene Ontology annotation, molecular function: nucleotide binding. Gene Ontology annotation, biological process: resolution of meiotic recombination intermediates; double-strand break repair via homologous recombination. The transcript is spliced from 2 exons. Lineage: Eukaryota; Metazoa; Chordata; Mammalia; Rodentia; Muridae. Gene Ontology annotation, cellular component: nuclear body; RecQ family helicase-topoisomerase III complex. Bases 1871 to 3724 code for a protein of 617 amino acids. The record is from RefSeq and is a predicted model, not a curated record.
ACCUUGUGGAGUUGGUUCUCUCCUCUACCCAUUGGACCAUAGGAGUGGACUCAUUUAUUACGUUUGGUGGCAGGACCUUUACCCUAAGCCAUCUUCCUGGCCCAACUUAAUUUUUAGAAGAAAAUAGAAACAUAAAAUGGAUAUAAAUAUUUGUUACUGAUUUAAGAUCUCACCUAUUGAUUGAACAUCACAUACAAUAUCUAGGGAUAGUAGUCUAUUAAAAAAAUUUGAAUCUGAUUGAAAAUUAAUCAUGGAGUCAAGUAUGCCUAAACCUUAGUGGUAAGUAGUAGAAUUUUCCUGCUUUGUUCUGUUUUAUUCUUAGUAGUUUUUAGAAUGUAGAUAAUGUAUUAUUAGCAAAAUCUAUCAGGUACAAAAGUUAAUAAAAGUAUUUUUUCUUACCGUAAAAUUGGUGAGGACUAAGUUUUGUAAUUUUAUAUGUCGCUAUUAUGCUAAGGAAAUACUAAUAUAUUUUCAUGUCAUUGAACAGUUCCUAAAAAAACGUUAGAGCUGGGUGUGAUAGUAUAUUCCUUUAAUCUCAGAACUUGGAAGGCAGGCCCAGGUAGAUCUUUGAGUGUAGACCAGUCUGAUCUACAUAGCGAGUUCCAAAGCCGCGGAACAGAAAGGCCCUGUCUCAACAAAAUAAAACUUCAAGAUCCGGAGGGAUGGUUCCCGGGCUAACAACAUACACUGCUCUUCCAGAGGGUGGGAGUAACUCACAGCAGUGUGUAACUCCCAAUUGCAGGAGUCCUGAUGCCCUAACUCCUUGAGCACCUGCUCUCAUAUAUGUAUCUCUCCCUCUCCCACAUAUACCCCACACCACCCCCACACAGACACACUUAAAAAAAUCUUUGAAGAUUACGCAGCCUUCUAUUUCAUGAACAUAAUGUACAUUUUUGCUUGAUAACAUUCAAAGCCCUUGUCAGAUAAAUAUUCUGAUGUCUUUUUUCUCUUCCCUUCUCCCUCUCCCCUUUCCUCCUCAAUCCUAGAGAUUGUGUCCAAGGCCACAGAUACACCUUGUUUUUGUCUUUCCAAUCUUUUAAUAUUGGUUCUGGAAAGUAAAGGAUGGUGUUAACGAGGUACAAACUUGAUGUUCAGUUUAAAAGACCUCCUUUCCCAAGUUGCUUUUCUUGUACUGGGAACUGUUAGAUGUCCAUAAGCAAACAGGAAAUUAUGUGUCCUAGCUAACCCUUCCUUCAGAGCUGUCCCUUUCUGCUGUGACUGUGGUAAUGCAGUUCUAGAGGGAGAAGGUACGCCAAACCAAGAGCAAGUGGGCUCCCAGGCUACACUGUUUCCUAUGCUUGCCUUCCCCAAGCUGGCUGGGCAGGUAAGGACACCUGCCGCCAAGCCUGACACCAUAGUUUUGAUCCCUAGAACCCACCUGUUAGAAAGAGAACCAAGUUGUACCAUGGUAUACAUCACUGCUUCUGAAAAAAAUAAAAUGGUCGCCUGGCACCAGAGUUUCCUCUGACCUGCUCUGUCACACACUGCAUUAAUUACCUUAGUUACCUUCUAGCUGAACUGUAACCCUGGGUGUCCUGGGACCAGCUCUGUAAAUCAGGCUGCCUCUGCCUUCCUGGAGCUGGGUGUAUGCCACCACCGCCCAGCUAAACUUCCAUUUUAGCCUAUACUGUUUUCAUUUUAGCUUUACUGUUCCCAGAACCACACCAUCUUACUCUUGCAUUCAUGGGACUAGGCCAGUGAUUUUCUGUGGCGUCAUUUUAGAUCCUCACUGCUGAUGUCUUACGUUUCAGAGUCAUUUCUCUGCAGAAGAGGCUUUGAGUACUGUACUGACCAUCCAGCGUGAAAUCCGGUCAUUAGAUCUUAGGCUGUCCUGCUAAGUGGUGGAUGUGGAUGCUCCUAUUUAAAAGAAAUGAGUGUAGCUAGUGCUGUAUUAAGAGUCGAAACCUGGCUUUUGGCAACAUGGCAUAUUAAAGUGCCUCUGAUGUGGCUGGAAGCUUGUGUUAACUGGAUCCAAGAAGAAAAUAAUAGUGCUAACUUGAGUCAGGCACAAAUAAAUAAGCAAGUGUUAGAGCAAUGGCUUCUUACUGACCUGAGAGACCUGGAACAUCCUCUCUUACCUGAUGACAUUUUAGAAAUUCCAAAGGGAGAACUGAAUGGGUUUUAUGCUCUACAGAUCAAUUCCUUGGUUGAUGUAAGUCAGCCUGCGUAUUCCCAGAUACAAAAGCUGAGAGGAAAGAGUACAACCAAUGAUCUAGUGUCAGCGGAAACACAGACGGCCCCAGAGCCAUGGCAAGUAAGGCCUUCGAGGAUGCUGAUGCUGCAGCUCACUGACGGUGUCACACAAGUCCAGGGAAUGGAAUACCAGUCUAUUCCAGCUCUCCACAGUGCUCUUCCUCCAGGUACAAAGAUCCUAGUUCAUGGGCACAUUUUGUUCCGUCUUGGUGUUCUCUUACUGAAAGCAGAAAAUGUGAAGGUGCUAGGAGGAGAGGUAGAUGGUCUUGCAGAAGAAUAUGCCCAAGAAAAAGUACUUGCAAGAUUAAUUGGAGAACCUGACCCUACAGCUUCAGUCAUUCCAAAUAAUUCCAAUCCCAGCGCGCCCAGAGUUUCAGGGGGUUUAGAUGCUGCUUUGGGGCCUUCAGACGAAGAACUCUUGGCAAGUCUUGAUGAAAGUGAAGAGCCUGCAGCAAGUGAUGAAGUGACUGUGGGAAGACUCAGCUUCAGCACAGGCCCUUCCUCAAAUACUACCCCAACAGAUCAGACUGGUUUUGAGCCAGGAUGUAAUAUUUCUUCAAGGCCAAAGGAGAAACUACCAAACCAGCCUGUGCAUUUCACUGAUGGAGAAUUUGAUGACUUUUCCCUGGAAGAGGCCUUGCUUUUGGAAGAAACGGUCCAGAAAGAGCAGAUGGAAGCAAAAGCGUCACAGCCACUGAGUUUGAGGGAGAGCGUGGGUAAACGUGUGGAGGAGGCCUUCUCACCUAGACCUGGGGGUCUGAACCACACAGCCUCGACUCAUAAACAAGGAAACGGCCACUUCAGUGAGAAAACAUCUGAACAGAUGAUCCAUGAAGUCACACUUUUUGACUGUUCAUCUACUAGACACCAUCGUAAGAGACUCUUAGCUCAUGAUUUUACAAAAGACAGUAAGAUUUCAGAAGUAGAUGACGUAGCACAACAAACCACCAACAGUUCAGAUAUACAUUGCUUAAGUAAUAAAACGUUAAACAGGAAGCCGGACCUAUCAGAGAAGAGUUCACAAAGUUCUAAAGGAAAUGGCCACCCUUUCCAGACUUGUUCUUCAAGAUCAUUUGAGAAUAAUACUAACCUAUCUAUUGGCAUGGACUUACACUGUCCACCCUUUAUCUAUUUGUCUGUUCUAAUGGCCAGAAAGCCAAAGGAAGUUACCACUGUGAAAGUCAAAGCAUUUAUUGUCACUUUAACUGGAAAUCUCUCAAGUUCCGGUGGCUUUUGGUGUGUGACUGCAAAGGUUUCUGAUGGUACUGCAUAUCUAGAUGUAGAUUUUAUAGAUGAAAUACUUACCAGUAUGAUAGGGUAUUCAGUACCAGAAAUGAAACAGUUAAAAAAGGACCCUCUUAAAUAUAAAAAAUUCCUAGAAGGGUUACAAAAAUGCCAGCGAGAUCUGAUAGAUUUGUGUUGCCUAAUGACUAUUUCAUAUGAUCCUUCUUCAUGUAAAGGCAUGGUACUGGAAUUGCAAGAUGUUGGUGUGGAACACCUUGAGAACCUAAAGAAGCGGUUGAAUAAAUAAUUUGCCAGAAUACUAUUGGAGCACACUUUUAAAACAGACAAAUAUUUGGAAUCAAAUUUGUUUGUUCUCAAUUUUGGAAUUCUGUAAAAGAAAAAGCUUCAGAGCUUAAAAAUGGCUGAGGCAGCUCAGUGGUGGUUUCUGCCAGGUGUGGUGACCUGAGUUUGAUCUCCUGGUCCCUUGAGGCAAAAGGAGAGACCCAGCUUCCAGAAUCUGUUGUUAGUCCUCUACACAGGUAGCAUAGGACACACACAGUCGGUAAAUGAUGUUUAAAAAUAAAGAUAUUU